GUUUCCAAAUGCAACUUGGGCACGGGACACAAAUUUUAUGAUUUAGUUUUUCAUUUUUACUUCCAAUUAAAUGCAAAUCGAACUGAAAAUUUAAAAAUCAAAGCAAAAUUGUUUACAAAUUUUUAAUUUAUCAUGUAGAUAUAUUGAUGAUCAAUUGAUUAUUUUGGGGCUUAGAAUGCAGUACAAAACUACAGUGUAAAGAAAUCCUAUUCCAAAUGCAAUCUCAAGAUUUAUGUUCUCAACACAACCUUAAUUUGGGUCGGACGGAGAAGAGGAGGGUUCAAUUCCUGCGCUUUGUGGAGGAGCAGCUGAGUUUGGUCUGUCUUUCUCUCUGAGUCAUUCAUUGCGAUGAAUUUCAGGGGCCGCGUAUCAAUGUCAAGUGGGGGUGGAGGAGGAGGAGGGCGUUCAUGGCCGUCGACGACGUCGGUUUCGGCAUCGGGAAAAAGGAUUCAGAAGGAGAUGGCGGAGCUGAACAUGGACCCACCUCCCGACUGCUCUGCCGCUCCCAAAGGGGACAACCUCAACCGCUGGGUCGCCACCUUCAUUCCCCCUCCAGGAACGCCUUAUGAAGGUGGUAUAUUUUUUCUUGAUAUAGCAUUCCCAAGUGAUUAUCCAUUCAAGCCUCCCAAGGCUGUAUUUAAAACUCGAAUCUACCACUGCAAUGUUGAUUCUGCUGGAAACUUAGGUUUGGACAUCUUGAAGGACAGUUGGAGUCCAGCUCUAACAAUCUCUAAGGUGCUACUUGCAAUCAGAUCAAUUUUUACAAAUCCUGACCCUUAUAAUCCUCUUGUCCCUGGCAUUGCUCGUUUGUACUUGGCAGACACAGCUAAACAUAAUGAAAUUGCUGCAGAGUGGACUCGGCGAUUUGCCAAAUAGAUCUGAUGGAAUCAGUUGAAUUUUCCUUCCAUUGUAUCCAGGCUUAAAAUCCCUCUAGCUUCUGCUAUAGCCAUGACCUUUCAAAAGUCAAAAGUACUUCCCCUCUCGCGACUGUCUUGUAAUUAGAUGUCUUCAUGAUGAAAGGGCUGCUAUGCCUUUAAUUUCUUGUUGUAGCUCUUUUCAGGGAUAUUUUGGUUUCUUGGAUAAUAACUAUCUUGUCAUGGUUCUCA
Molecule: messenger RNA, 1106 nt
Organism: Malania oleifera
Lineage: Eukaryota; Viridiplantae; Streptophyta; Magnoliopsida; Santalales; Ximeniaceae
Product: constitutive photomorphogenesis protein 10
Exons: 4
Coding region: 349-876 (175 amino acids)
Biological process (GO): protein polyubiquitination
Cellular component (GO): nucleus
Molecular function (GO): ubiquitin conjugating enzyme activity
Source: RefSeq, a predicted model, not a curated record